Molecule: messenger RNA, 1695 nt
Organism: Nylanderia fulva
Lineage: Eukaryota; Metazoa; Arthropoda; Insecta; Hymenoptera; Formicidae
Source: RefSeq, a predicted model, not a curated record
UGGCGCGCAUGCGCGGCUUGCGUCCUCCCCCGGUCGGAGCAAUAACUGGUGUUCGUCCGAACAGACCGAGCGAUAAACGUUGUUGCGAUAAUUAUAUGCGCAAAUGUGCAAUCGAAAUUGUGAGAGGAGCACAUAACCUACAAUCAUUACGGUGCAUUUUUUCUACGGCUCCGUCUCGAGUUGAUACGAUACGAUAUUUACAUCUGCGUGCGAUAAGACGCUUUCCCCUGCGGAUUGAUAAGGAUCGAACGAACUAAGAAACACGAUGGUGGCACAUACAGUUCUCCUGGACUUCACGGUGUCCAGUAGCGUGAUUGCUGAUAUGGAAAAGCGUUCCAGCUUGAAGUCGGCGAUCGGGAACGUACUGGCGGAACAUUUCAUCGGUCUCAAGCCACUGACAGAGUCUAAUAUCGAUGGCAGUUUGCUCGUUUUGUAUACCGGACCUAGGGGCAGUCUGAUCACUGUCAGAGGAUACACGGAAGGUCUGAUUACGUUAAACAUCGAAUAUUACAAGCAGGAUGACCAGGAAGCACUGUUGACAUUUGAGUUGGCCAAAGAAUUGGGAGCGGCAUUGCAGACAGCAGCAACUGCUACACGGUCGCACACGCUUAUCCCAAUUAAACGCGGUGGACCUUUUGAGAGAUACUUUCCUACCGCCGAUGAACGACUACUGGAAUACGACAUCGAUAAGCUCGUGUUCGAGGCCAGAUCACCGUAUCAGAAGGUACAAAUUGUGCACUCCAAGUCGCUGGGCAAUCUGCUAGUACUCGACGAGCUGCAAAAUAUGUCCGAGGCAGAUCUUAUAUAUACAGAAACAUUGAUGCAGCGUGGCAAAGAGAACUAUGCUGGGAAGGAAAUAGUGAUACUUGGCGGUGGCGAUGGCGGCCUAUUAUGGGAAUUGUUGAAGGAAAAGCCAAAGUUCAUAACAAUGUUGGAAAUAGAUGACAUUGUUAUGAAAGCUUGUAGUCAGCAUAUGCGUAGCAUAUGUGGCGAUUGCCUAGACAAGAGAAAGGGCGAUAAUUAUGAAAUUAUUGUCGGCGAUUGCGUGAAAGCAUUAGCGCAUAUGAUUGAAGAAGGACGACAAUUUGAUUAUGUCUUUGGCGAUUUGACGGAUAUUCCUAUUAGCACAACGCCACACGGUGAUGCCUGGGAUUUUAUUAGAUUAAUUUUAAACUCUUCAAUGAAGGUGUUGAAACCUUCCGGAAAGUACAUGACGCAUGGAAAUGGUGCAUCUUGUCCAGAAUCCUUGAAAAUGUAUGAAGAGGUUCUUUUGCAACUCUGCGUGCCGGUUACAUUCACAAAGGAUCGCGCCUUUGUUCCGUCCUUUUUCGAGGACUGGAUCUUCUAUCAAGUCUCACUAAAAUGAUGGAGCAAAGGAUAUUUGGGCAGAACUUGGAGGGUAAUAAGUUGGCCUCCUCACAAUCGAUUAUCACUUUUAUGACCCAAGCUUUACUUCUUAGUUCUAGCCUUAUUAAUUAAUGAAAUUAGUUCCUGAGCGAGAGAUAAAUCAAACUAUUAUCGAUUAAUUAAUCUUGUUACACAUUAAUUACGCUAUAUUCUCUCUCGUCAGAUUGAGGGUCAAGUGGGAGAAUUUUUAUAACAUUAAAGUAAAACGGCAGCAUUGGAAAAUGAAUUCGAAACAUGUUUAAUAAACAUAUUUAAUAAAAAGCUAAUAGCAGUUUGAACAUUUAUAAA